UCUUAUGACCAUGGAAGGUUGGAAAAGAAAGAGAAGAUCAAGAUGUAUUUUGCAUGUUCUUUGCCUGUAUAUUCUGUGUCAGAUUUCUCCUUGUCUGGCUGUGACAAGAGAUGUACCAAUACAAUGUGUGACAGAGGAGGAUAAGAUGAACAAUGCCAGACUGAACAUUGUCUACACGUCCGGCAGUGUCCCUAAUAAUGACUUGUACAGCAUUGUCUUGUAUUACCAGACUGAAGAAUGCUACAAGUGCCCUCUAAUGAAAAAAGUGGUUAUUUCAAAUAACUCUACAUGUAAUAUUUUGAUUGACUCAAGAUGGAAAGCAAGAAUAGAAAUACGACCCAACAACACACGUUUUGUUAAACAAGACGAAUCCUGCUUAGCUGGAAACUUAACCAGAAAGCUUCAUGAGUACGGGGAAUAUGAUCUGUAUGUUGCAUACAGCCCCUCCAGCAUAGGAAAAGAAAUUAAUGGCUCAAUUAAAUGCAAACCCCUGGUACUGACAAACAUGCCAGAUGAUUCCUACAUUCCAAUAUAUGUCGCCAUUGGAUGUUUUGCUGGUGUAUCUAUGAUUAUAGCAAUUGGAAAACUUCUAUACAAGAAAAGAUGGUACUGUUUGAACAGACUGUUUUUGACAACUGGAAAUGAAAGCCUUAUAAACCCAAAAAAGUCUGAGUUAGCAGACGAGCGUCCCGUGUCCCCAAUCAAACCCACCCCACGCACAAGUCUUAGGCAGCGUAAGGCCACUAAAAAGCAGACACGAUCUGCUGAUAAAUCUGUUGGGGACUCGGGAGCCUACACAUCAGAAGAUCUGGGUGUGAUGCAGACGACAAUAAACCCAGCAGACGAACAAGACAACAGACCAAAGAAAGAAAGGCUCAAGUCACUAGAUACAUUCAGAGGGAUUAGUAUAAUCGUUAUGAUAUUUGUUAAUUACGGCGGGGGAGGAUAUUGGUUUUUCCGUCAUAGUCGAUGGAAUGGUUUGACCUUUGCUGACCUCGUGUUUCCAUGGUUUAUAUGGAUUAUGGGCACAGCAAUGGUGUACUCAUUUACAGGACUGUUAAGGAGGGUCACCCCAAAACACAAAAUUUUCUGGAAAAUAUUUAAGAGGAGCUGCAUUCUGUUUGUGCUGGGUUUACUGAUUAACACAGGAGGAUGUGAGGCUACUGCUCUUACUAAGCUGAGAAUUCCCGGUGUACUACAGAGGUUUGCUGGUACAUACUUUGUUGUGGCAUCCAUUCACAUGUUUUUUGCCAAAACUGUGGAUGUUAGCAUGUACACUUACUGGGGUUUUAUCCGAGACAUUGUGGAUUAUUGGUUGGAGUGGAUAUUUUACGUUGUCUUUGUGACGGCUCACAUUGUGUUUACCUUCGUGUUAGAUGUACCAGGAUGUCCCAAAGGCUAUCUAGGACCUGGUGGUCUACAUGAGAAUGGAACAUAUCAGAACUGUACAGGUGGUGCUGCAGGCUACAUUGACAGAAAAGUGUUUGGGGACAGUCACAUCUACCAAAGCCCCACAUGCAAGGAGAUAUACAAAACCAAAGUGCCUUAUGACCCAGAGGGACUUCUAGGAACUCUGAAUUCCAUAUUUUUGUGUUUUUUAGGAUUACAAGCUGGUAAAAUUUUAAUGACAUAUAAGGAGCCAGCAGCCCGAGUUAAAAGAUUUAUAAUUUGGGGUGUAAUUCUGUGUUUAAUUGCCGGUGCUUUAUGUGAAUUUAAAAAAGAUGGAGGAGCAAUUCCAAUCAAUAAAAAUUUAUGGUCAUUGUCUUUUGUUCUGUGCAUGGCAGGAUUUGCCUUUUUCUUGUUAGCCUUUUGUUAUCUUACAAUAGAUGUUUAUAAAGUGUGGAGUGGUGCUCCCUUUUAUUUCCCAGGUAUGAACCCUAUUCUGUUGUACAUGGCACAUGAGGUUUUACAUCGUCAUUUCCCUAUCAGCUGGAGUGUGUCCUCCGAACAUUUCCCGCUACUUUUCAUGGACUUAUGGGGCACAGUAUUCUUUGUCCUCGUAGCAAUCGUUUUGUACAUGAAGAAACUGUUUUUCUCUGUUUGAUGUGCAUGUAUUUGUCAUUGCUCAUUUAGGUCUACUGUUUAUGCAUUGCUCACAUGGGAAUCAGAUACCAUUUGUUUGUGCCAAAUAUGGGGGAUAAAAUCAGAGCUGUGUAUGUAUUGAAAAUGCCAGAAUAUUUUAGCUAGGUAAACCAUAUACAUGUAUAUACACGCUCUGUGAAAACAACAUUAAAUAUGACAUUUGAGAAUUUGAGGCAAAACUACUAGUAUUUAUAUCCUCUUGAUUUCCUUUUAAUGGAAACUUGUCCAUUUUUGUUGUCAUCACACUAAACUUUUCACAUUUUCAUCUUCUUGUCAGGAAUAAUUUGGCAAAUUUCAAUUGAACUUGGCACAGAAUAACCUUGGAUUUUAAGUUUUUACAAAUAAAGGGCCAUGCCCAUUUCCAAGUGGAGAUAAGUAAGAAAUAUUGAAUAUUGAGUGGGGUAAUUUAAUUUUUUUUUCUCAAGAAUCACUGAGCCAGAAAAGUUUAAAAGUUUGUUUGCAAACUUUUUCUAACUAAAAAAUAGAUUCUAAUUUGUUCAAAUCAUGUCCCCAAGGGGUAGUUUGGGGCCACAAUGGGGACUCAAAGUUUUACCAAAGAAUUCUUCAGAAUUGCAAAGCAAUAACAGUCUUGUAAUAUCUACUUGUAUUUUAGAAGCAUCCUUGUUCAAAUCAUGACACAUGAAGGUAGGAAGGGGGUCACAAUAUAAUCUCUUAAUUUAACUUAGAAAUACUUCGGGAAAAUUCUGUUGAUAAUAAAAAAACAGAAGCACCAUAGUUACACAGGUGAGUGUGGUGACCCAAGGGCUUGUUUUAAGAUGAAAUCAAGAAAUCAAUUCAAUAUGACAAAGCCUUUCUAGUUUGGCUUUGGAGCUGUAAAUGUCUUUCUUUUACACGUACUUGCAAAGUAACUUAAAUAUCUAGAAAGUCCAUCUUGCCAGUGUCCAUGCAGAAGAUAAUGCGAUGAUAUGAAUAGUUUGGUUAAUUUUCUAGUGUAUCUUUAAUCUUUAGACGCGAAUAAUUUACUGCAAUUUUACCCAGUAUUUUCAUAUUCACCAUUUUCAUAUGAUUUUGGAGAAUGUUUCUCCUUCAGUUAAGUUUUUGAAGUAGUUAUAUUGAUAUAUAUACUCUAAUAUAGCAGCUAUAAUAAAUGUAUGAAACGAAAAAAAAAACUUUCAAUUUUGUUUUAUUAAUCAUGGGUUGUAUUUAUGUUAGAUGAAGUAUGAUUUAUUGUACAGUGCAAUAUGGAACAAUAAUAAAAUGUUUACAUGAA
Molecule: messenger RNA, 3313 nt
Organism: Saccostrea cuccullata (small rock oyster)
Lineage: Eukaryota; Metazoa; Mollusca; Bivalvia; Ostreida; Ostreidae
Product: heparan-alpha-glucosaminide N-acetyltransferase-like
Exons: 18
Coding region: 5-2044 (679 amino acids)
Source: RefSeq, a predicted model, not a curated record